Molecule: messenger RNA, 6115 nt
Organism: Paramisgurnus dabryanus
Lineage: Eukaryota; Metazoa; Chordata; Actinopteri; Cypriniformes; Cobitidae
Gene: magi1b
Product: membrane associated guanylate kinase, WW and PDZ domain containing 1b
Biological process (GO): signal transduction
Cellular component (GO): cell-cell junction; cytoplasm
Molecular function (GO): protein binding
Source: RefSeq, a predicted model, not a curated record
AAAGACGCGAGUCUCCCUAGUCGCGAGCGCGCACAACACGAUGAUAUGUAUGUAUGAAAACAGACGUCAACGCUGUACCUGUUUAAAGGAGCCGUGAUCCAUGAGGAAACAUUUACCAUUGCAGUCCAUUUGCCGGGGAAAGCUUUGGAAAUUGUGUUUAGAAGUCGUUUAGAAAACGAAACUAUCUUAAAACAGUUUAAAACUUGAAAUAAGUUCAGAUAGAAAGAUUUAUAAAAUUAAGACACGCGCAGAUGAAGUCGACCAACUGGAUUAAAGGGCAAAGAUGAGGAAAACAAUACGGGAGAAUUAGCUAAACAGUCGGGAUAUGAAUUUAAUUUAGGGAACUAUGCCUGACAAUGGCUUAAUUUGGUUUUUUUUCCCUUUAUUUGAGCCAGCGAUUGAGCUGCAUUCAUGAUCGAGGGGACGGAAAAGAAACUUUACCGCGUCUCAGUGGGAUAUUUUAUUUUAUGAAACAAUUUCAUUUCCUGAUCUGUCAUCGGAGCGACCGGUUUCUGGACGGAUUUUAUUGACUCAUCAUGUCCAAAGUGGUACAAAAGAAAAAUCACUGGACCACCAAAGUUACCGAGUGCACUGUACCAAAGGACGCGCGCGGCGAGCUUAACGUGCAGUUGCUCGGCGGAGCUGAGAACGGGGAAUUCGCGUAUAUCGGACGUUUUAACGAGAAUGGCGUGCAGUACAGAAACGGCAAACUGUCAGAGGGGGAUUUACUGCUGGAAGUGGAGACGUUGUCCGUCUCUGGAUUACCUUUAUAUGAUGUGCUGACCGUGAUCAAAAACUGCAAAGGACCUGUAAGAUUAAAAACUGUGAGGCAAGGAAAUAAACUCAAUAAAGACCUGAAGCACUACCUGAGCCAGAGGUUUCAGAAAUCAUCCGCCGACCAUGAGCUUCAGCAAACCAUACGAGACAACCUCUACCGCCAUGCUGUGCCUUGUACGACCCGCCAUCCUCGUGACGGUGAGGUGCCAGGAGUAGAUUAUAAUUUUUUGUCUGUUGAUGAUUUUUUGAAGCUUGAACAGAGUGGGACCCUGCUGGAGAUCGGAUCUUAUGAAGGUAACUAUUAUGGAACACCCAAGCCGCCCAGCCAGCCCCCUAGCGGGAAAGUGAAUACUGGCGAUGCUCUGCAAAACAGCUUUCCUGGUUCUCUGCCGUCGACCCCACGCCGCAGCAAGUCCUACAAUGAGAUGCAAAAUGCUGGAAUAGUGCACACAGAGACUGAGGAUGAUGAUGAGGUUCCUGAAAUGAACAGUAGCUUCACAGGAGACUCGAGUGAACUGGACGAUCACCCCUCCGUGCGGCCCUUCAUCCGCAAUCACCUUCAACCACCCUACGGGCUCAACAACACCUUGGCGUCAACCACGGAGAGCUCUCAGAAUACACACACACACCCCAGCCACCCCACGGACGAGGACCCUCUGGGACCCUUGCCCGAUAACUGGGAGAUGGCCUACACAGAGAACGGAGAGGUCUACUUUAUAGACCACAACACGAAGACAACAUCCUGGAUAGACCCCCGAUGCCUGGAUAAACCCCAGAAACCCCUGGAGGAGUGUGAAGAUGAUGAAGGGGUACACACAGAAGAACUGGACAAUGAGCUAGAGCUGCCCACAGGCUGGGAGAAGAUUGAUGAUCCGGUCUAUGGAGUGUAUUACGUUGACCAUAUUAACAGGAAGACCCAGUAUGAGAACCCGAUUCUAGAGGCUAAGAGGAAGAAACAGUUGGAACAGUCUCAGCCCGCUGAAGGUGAGCGGUAUAUCCGAGAAUGGAUAGAGGAGCAUUCGUCAGGAGCACCGCUAGCAAGCUAUGCUGCUAACCACCAAGAGACUUACAGAGAUCCUGGCAUCGCACCUCCACUACCAACCCAGCUGGGGGCUAAACGAGGGAAGCCAUUUUUCACAAGGAACCCAGCAGAACUGAACGGGACGUUCAUUAACACUAAGCUGAAGAAGAGCAGGCGUGGGUUCGGCUUCACUGUCGUAGGAGGAGACGAACCAGAUGAGUUCCUGCAGAUUAAAAGUCUGGUGCUCGAUGGCCCUGCUGCCCUGGAUGGAAAAAUGGAAACUGGUGAUGUUAUUGUGAGUGUGAACGACACCUGCGUACUGGGCUACACGCAUGCCCAGGUUGUUAAGAUCUUCCAGUCCAUCCCUAUUGGUUCAAUGGUCGACCUCGAACUCUGCCGUGGCUACCCAUUGCCCUUUGACCCUGAUGACCCUAAUACCAGCCUGGUGACCUCUGUGGCCAUUCUGGACAAGGAGCCAAUUAUCGUCAACGGAAAAGAAAGCUACGACUCUCCGUCCAGUCACGGGAGCGAAUCGGCAGGUGGCGGCGGUUCUCUGAACGGGUCCAAUGAUCAACCACGUCCCCACAGCCCUUCAGCAGAGGUGGCAUCCAACGGUUCUCACGGUUAUCCCAGCGAUGUUGUGACUUUGGCGUCUUCAAUCGCGACCCAGCCUGAGCUAAUUACCGUUCACAUGGAGAAGGGCGACAAAGGAUUUGGCUUCACAAUAGCAGAUAGCCCCUCUGGGGGAGGCCAGCGCGUGAAGCAGAUAGUGGAUUACCCACGAUGCAGAGGUCUUAGGGAAGGGGACAUCAUCAUGGAGGUCAACAAGAGGAACGUGCAGAACCUGACGCACAAUCAGGUGGUCGACAUGCUCAGCAAGUGCCCUAAAGGCAGCGAGGUGACCAUGCUGGUACAAAGAGGGGUGGCACCUGCGAAGAAAAGCCCCAAACUGCAGCAGUUGGAACGUAAGGACAGUCAAGGCAGUUCCCAGCACAGUGUCUCCAGCCAACGCAGCAUCCACACCGACUCUCCCCUCCACGCCUCUCAGGCCAUGCUUAACGAGUCCGUCGCCCCACCUCCUCCUUCCCAGCCUCUGCCGAGCCUGCCACAGGACGCCCCGAUAGACGGGACCCUACAGAAGAAACCAGAUCCCUUUAAAAUCUGGGCUCAGUCUAGGAGCAUGUAUGAAAGUAGGCUACCUGAUUACCAGGAACAGGAUAUUUUCCUGUGGAGAAAAGAUACCGGUUUUGGAUUUAGGAUCCUUGGAGGCAAUGAACCCGGCGAGCCAAUAUAUAUCGGCCACAUUGUGAAAUACGGAGCUGCCGAUGAAGAUGGGCGUCUGCGAUCGGGUGACGAGCUAAUCUGUGUGGAUGGGACGGCUGUGGUGGGAAAAUCCCAUCAACUGGUCGUUCAACUCAUGCAGCAAGCUGCUAAACAGGGUCAUGUUAACCUGACCGUGAGACGCAAGACUGGAUAUGGAUUGGCUAAGGUGGAUGGUGAGAUGCCUCCUUCCCCAGCCUCAUCUCACCACAGCAGUACACAGGCCCCAUCUCUAACCGAAGAGAAGCGCACGCCGCAGGGCAGCCAGAACUCCCUCAACACGGUGAGCUCAGGAUCGGGCUCCACCAGCGGCAUAGGCAGUGGAGGCGGAGGAGGUAGCAACAACACGGUGGUUCCCAACGCCAUCCAGCCCUAUGAUGUGGAGAUCCAACGUGGAGAAAAUGAAGGAUUCGGAUUCGUCAUUGUUUCGUCAGUGUCGAGGCCUGAAGCAGGCACCACUUUUGCUGGAAACGCAUGUGUGGCAAUGCCUCAUAAAAUAGGUCGAAUCAUCGAAGGAAGUCCAGCUGACCGCUGCGGGAAACUGAAAGUUGGAGACCGGAUCCUGGCUGUAAACGGAUGCUCCAUCACCAAUAAGUCCCACUCGGAUAUCGUCAACCUGAUCAAGGAGGCCGGGAACACAGUGACUCUGCGGAUCAUUCCGGGAGAUGAGUCCUCCAAUGCAUCACUGCUGACCAACGCUGAGAAGAUUGCGACCAUAACUACCACACACACCCCUCAGCAGCAAUCUGCACCUGAGCCAAGAAACAACACUAAACCAAAACAGGAGUCUUAUGAGUUCAAAGCUCCACAAGCUCUGGCUCCUCCGGGCCCACAAACGCAACCUUCAAAUCAGGAUGCUGAGUUCUACUCUGUGGAUCUGGAGAGAGACAAUAAAGGCUUUGGUUUCAGCCUCAGAGGAGGUCGAGAGUACAACAUGGACCUGUAUGUCCUGAGACUAGCAGAGGACGGAGCAGCCGUCAGAAAUGGAAAGAUGAGGGUCGGAGAUGAGAUCUUGGAGAUCAAUGGCGAGAGCACCAAGGGCAUGAAGCACGCCCGUGCCAUUGAACUGAUCAAAAACGGUGGGCGAAAAGUCCACCUGGUCCUAAGGAGGGGCGACGGCUCCGUGCCAGAAUAUGACGGCAUCAACGACGGCAACGGCCUCGGCCUCGGCGCCAGUGCACAAACUGUUUCGCAAAUGAACGCAGCUCCUCCCGAAAGACGGCCCCACCCACCAUCGGAGUCCAGCUAUCCACCAGACUUUCACAAACCAUCACGAUACGACGACCAGAGGUCGCGGGAGCCGGGCCACCGGGAGCAGCACGGCCACCGGUCGAACCACCGCCACAACAACAACAACAAUAGACACCGAUCGCCAGACAAGAAGAGCGGGAAUAGGGGUUACGGAAGGGAUGGUGGAACUUCGAAGCCUCACAAGAAGAAGAGGUCUAGCACGGAUCAUCAUAAAAACCGCAAUCAACAUCAACACCAGAGGCAUCGCUCCCCGGAGAGGCGCAGAACUCGGAGCGCCGAAAACACCUUGGACAGCCGACAUGGCCGUAGAUAUGGGCGUUCACCCGACAGGCACCAUCAUCGUCGCUCUUCUCCUCCCCGCAGGCACAGUUCACCUCAUCGUUCCCCCCACAGAUCCGGUCAUCGGCACAGCUCGCCUCACCGGCAUAGAUCACCCUACCGUUCCCGGCACCAAUCUCCCUCAAGGCGGCCUGCAGCUUAUUCGGAUGAACCCUACAAUGGUGAAUCGGACCCAGGGCUGGAUGUGGUCUUAAAGGAACCUCCUCCUCCAACUCCUCCGUCUCGCCUCGAGAGUAUUCCGGCUUUUAGGGAGCUCCCGGCCAUGGACAGGCUAAGUCUGGAAGACACCCUACCGAGGGAUCCUCCGGGCUACUUCGAAGACCUUUCCCCUAUGGAGCGAACCUACCACCAAUCUACCCUUCUCCGUGGGCCGUCCCGUGACGACACCUUACCCCGCCUUAGGACACCCGACUCCGAUUCAGCCUUCCGGAACUACAGUUCAUUACUGAGGGGACGUUCUCCGUUAAGAGGUGAGGGCAGGCAGGUUGGAUACCCUAGAGCCGAGUCUCCGAUUGCCAGCGCGUACCGAACGAGGAGUCUCGGUCGAGAACUGACUCCCGUUAGAGGAUUCCCAGAUGAGGAAGAGGAGGAGGCCAGAUCCCAGCCGAGUGACUACUACAGCACGCUCCGAUCCAAUUACAGUAGAGCCAACAACAACGCAUAUGAGCCAAGGAGGAAACCCUAUAAAGACAGCCCCAAAGACCUCAGCAUCUAAUGGAGACGGACACCAUGCGCAGACCCCACACGAGCCUUCAUCCAAGGACUGCGCGGACCCUGGAUAUUAAAUUAUUUGUUUGACGUCUGGUGUUUUCUCAUGGUUGAACAUCUUUAACUCUCAACAGCAGAAGAAUGAUUGCUUUUUCUCUCCAUUAAAAGUCAUUUUCAGUUGUUUAUGACCCUUUUUAUAAAUAUGCUAGCAGUUCUACAGAGUUUGACAACUAUGUAUAAAGAAAACGAUUAUGUGCCUAACAGUACCAUUCUUGGUGUUUCUUUGUUUUUCUUGGUUUUGUUUAACAAUGGACAGCCUUUUGGAUUACUGUUCAAUUAUAAAAACCUUCAGUUACAGAGAGCCCCUCUCAUGCACCGAGCAGCUCAGUCAAUGUGGUGCUCAGACAUCUACUGUGCAUGUCUUACACUUUCAAUGUCCUCUCUCUCUCUCUCUCUCUCUCUCUCUCUCUCUCUCUCUCUCUCUCUCUCUCUCUCUCUCUCUCUCUUUUCUUUCUCUUCCCCAGUGCCACUGUUUUUUAGACAUUUGACCAGAGUAUAGCACAAGCCUGCAUUUGUUUGUAUAUUUUUGACAGUUUGCAGUAUGUGUACAUUCAGAGGUGAUCAUUUUAAAAGAAUGAAGGGAUAAUGAAAUUAAACUAUGAUGAUAAUGUUCAGAAAAUAAAACAAUAUAUAUACACA